Messenger RNA from Orbilia oligospora ATCC 24927, 660 nucleotides. RefSeq lists its product as uncharacterized. NCBI's taxonomy places the organism in Eukaryota, Fungi, Ascomycota, Orbiliomycetes, Orbiliales, Orbiliaceae. The record is from RefSeq and is a predicted model, not a curated record. Bases 1 to 660 code for a protein of 219 amino acids. The transcript has a single exon.
AUGCCGCUGCUUAUACUACUACUAUUUGUGGCCCAAGUUUGGCCCCACGAAACGAACAUUGUUCUCACGGACUCCCUUGACUCUGUCACUUGUAAACUCCCCGCCUUUCGAUUUUUCCAAAACACCACCCUCGUUUUAAACGAACUAAUUCCUACGGUUACCGAUUUCUCCACUUGCUCAUGGCACGAUGACAUUAUCAGUGCGGCUGAGAUGUGUGGGGCUGAUGGCAUUCCUUACCAAUGCGCCAUAUACACCGAUAAUACCUGUGGGAACGGAAAUAUCGAACAUACCAACGAAACGAUACACAGCACCAUCAUACCUGACAUUAGCAAUGUUUACAAAAUCGUCUUCUCGGAUCCAGAUGACCAAUGGGUGAAGGCUUCGUGGGAUGGUGAUGAUCGACAGCAGACUAUUAGAUCGUAUCAUUGCAAUUCCAGCACGGCUUCCGAAUACCGGGCGUUUAUGAAAGACGGAGCUAAUACAGACACUACGGGAACUACGAGUACUACGAGCACCAUGGAUACUACGGGUGGGGGUGUGGAUAGUGGGGCUAGUGCUACAACAGAGAUAGCUAAUGGUGCCUCUGAAACUGCGACUGUGAGCCCUAUCCCGUUACUACUUAAUAUGCUAUCAGCUACAAUUAGUUUAGAAUGCCGCUAA